Molecule: messenger RNA, 2679 nt
Organism: Protopterus annectens (West African lungfish)
Lineage: Eukaryota; Metazoa; Chordata; Ceratodontiformes; Protopteridae
Product: septin-4
Exons: 12
Coding region: 196-1395 (399 amino acids)
Biological process (GO): cytoskeleton-dependent cytokinesis; regulation of exocytosis
Cellular component (GO): cell division site; synaptic vesicle; microtubule cytoskeleton
Molecular function (GO): GTPase activity; GTP binding; molecular adaptor activity
Source: RefSeq, a predicted model, not a curated record
GAAGGAAAACUUAAAAGAAGUACAACUCGGAGGGAAAGCAAUUCUACAAAAACAACUUGGAAUUGCUGUCUAAGAUAAGCUCCAUCUGUAUUCUCCCUCACGUUUCACAAACGGAACUUUUUGUGUGGCAAAUGGUAGAGAGCUAAUGUGAUAACUUACCUGUUUCAUCCAAUAUUCCUGUCUGUGUGGAUAUCUAUGGUACAUAACCAAUACUGCGAGCUACAACGUCAUACAAGUCCUGACAUCAUGAACCAUACCUUAGGUGACAGCAGGUGCAUGGAUCAGCUCAGUGUCGCCCAAGAGGACCAAGACAAGGAAUACGUGGGUUUUGCGACCUUACCAAACCAAGUUCAUCGUAAGUCAGUCAAAAAGGGUUUUGACUUCACCUUGAUGGUAGCAGGAGAAUCUGGCCUGGGGAAGUCAACCCUGGUGAACAGCUUGUUUCUUACUGACCUCUACAAGGACAGAAAAUUCCUAAAUGCAGAAGAGCGGAUAACACAGACAGUGGACAUUAUCAAACAUACUGUGGAUAUUGAAGAAAAAGGAGUAAAACUAAAACUAACAAUUGUUGACACUCCUGGUUUUGGAGAUGCAGUCAAUAAUGCUGAAUGUUGGAAACCGAUAGCAGAUUACAUUGAUCAGCAGUUUGAGCAGUACUUCAGAGAUGAGAGUGGCUUAAACCGGAAAAACAUCCAGGAUAACCGUGUUCACUGCUGCCUUUAUUUCAUUUCCCCAUUUGGACAUGGUCUUCGCCCUCUGGAUGUGGAGUUCAUGAAAGCACUGCACGAGAAAGUCAACAUUGUUCCAGUACUAGCCAAAGCAGACACUCUCACACCAUCUGAAAUCAGUAGGAAGAAACAGAAGAUACGGGAGGAAAUUGAACACUUUGGUAUAAAAAUCUACCAGUUCCCAGACUGUGAUUCAGAUGAAGAUGAAGAGUUCAAACAGCAAGACCAGGAACUAAAGCAAAGCAUUCCAUUUGCAGUAAUUGGCAGUAACACGGUAGUAGAAGCAAAAGGGAAACGGGUUCGAGGACGCCUCUAUCCCUGGGGCAUUGUAGAAGUAGAGAAUCAGUCACAUUGUGACUUUGUGAAACUGAGGAAUAUGUUGGUACGAACACAUAUGCAAGACUUGAAGGACGUAACUCGGGACACUCACUAUGAGAACUAUCGGGCUCAGUGCAUCCAAAGUAUGACCAGAAUGGUGGUGAAGGAACGUAACAGGAAUAAGCUGACAAGAGAGAGUGGAACAGACUUUCCAAUUCCCAUAGUUCCUGCUGUGACAGAUAUAGAGACAGAAAAACUUAUUCGGGAGAAAGACGAGGAGUUACGGCGGAUGCAGGAAAUGUUGCAGAAGAUACAGCAGCAAAUAACUACCAAACAGGAUGUCUUUUAGGCCUUUCUUCACCUUUCAUGCUCUUAUUGCCAUUCAGGGAUAUGAGACGUUUACAUUGUCUUUCCCCACAAAAUGUCAGAUCCUGUUGUUUACUGUAGCACAACACAGCAAAAUCCAAAUCACCUGCUUUGCCUUUACCCCAUGGGACCAUCACUCUGUGAUUUUGACAGAAUAUAAGCCAGGAAAGAUACUUGAGAAGCCAAUGAAGUUCUUUAUGCGUUUCUUUUCUUUCCUUUUUUUUUUUUUUUAGCUAUGUUGCUGGAAUGGUACUGUACAAGACAUGACCUAGGAAAAAGUAGAGAGGAAAAAAAAGCCUUACUAAAAAUGAUGACUGAAGUGGAAAUGUCAUUUGUGGUUCUCAUAACACCAUGGUCUAUGCAUUUGUCAGUCUAACUGGUUAUCUUGAGGUGUUUAAUGUGUUUUUCUUUUCCUUUAUUUGUAAUUCUGUUUUAUCAAUAAGCAAAUCUUAAUUUUGCUACAUCUGCAACAAUUCCACUUAAACUGUAACAGUGUCACCUUAGAUGCAAGAAAUAGAUGUGAAAGAUGAUAUAACACUCAGACAUUUGACUUCUCUCGUCUACAACCAUAAAAAGCUUAUAAUGAGUACAGUAAAACUGAUGCACACACAGCACACUCAGCUUGAUUCUAUUUUGCCCUUACACGUGACAUCUGUGCAUAAAGUAUUGGUUAUAAUAAAGUGACUCAACUGACACAAGGCAAACCUAGAGCCUCUUAAUGGGAAAGAAUGGUGCCCCAGUCCUGAGUCCCCCAAAUUGUGCCCUGAAAGCAGGACAGAUCCAAAGCAAAAUUCUUACAAAGUUCCCCUUUAGUUUUCUCAAGUGUUUGUCAUAUUGCUCAUUACAAAAAGAAGGUAUAAAUUCAAACAUUUUAUGAUAUAUGGCUGAGUGAAGGGCCACUUUUGGUAUGACAAAGUCACCGUUGUAAGAUACAAGACAUAAGAGAUAUUUCAUUCAUGUUUCAAUAAAAAGACAAUGAAUCAAGCUUGCUGUGAGCCAGCUUAACUAAACUGACGUCUAUUAAUAUCCCUAAUGAGUCACAUGUUUAAAGUUCAGUGAAUAUCAUACAUCAAUUUCCCAAAUGUGGACAGGUUUUGUCUUAUCAUAAUGUUACAUUUGCCUUCUCUUGCAGUAAUGAUUAGGAUGACCAACAGCCUAAAAUAUUAUUUAUUUGCAGUAGCAUACCUUUGCUAUUAAAAUAUUGAUUUCAAACUCUAUGCACUUCAAAAUGCUAUUCUAAUAAAGUUUGUUUUGUAAAACACGUGAA